Molecule: messenger RNA, 306 nt
Organism: Hibiscus syriacus
Lineage: Eukaryota; Viridiplantae; Streptophyta; Magnoliopsida; Malvales; Malvaceae
Product: cytochrome P450-like
Exons: 1
Coding region: 1-306 (101 amino acids)
Molecular function (GO): heme binding; oxidoreductase activity, acting on paired donors, with incorporation or reduction of molecular oxygen; monooxygenase activity
Source: RefSeq, a predicted model, not a curated record
AUGGGACGGAUGGAGCAGGUUUGGGGCUCCGAUUGCCUCCAGUUCAACCCGGAAAGAUGGUUGAAAAACGGAAGAUAUUCAUAUACCCCUCAAGACUUGUACAAGCUCCCAGUUUUCCAAGCGGGGAAAAGGGUUUGUUUAGGGAAGGAAAUAUCAGUGGUGGAGAUGAAAUGUGUGGUUCUGGCCGUCAUUAGGCGGUUCAAAAUCCAGGUUGCCGGUCUCAAUCAAGCACCAAGGUUUGCUCCCGGUCUCACUGCCGCCUUCAGAGGUGGCCUACCGGUUCUAGUCCAAGAAAGGGAACCUUAG